Molecule: messenger RNA, 811 nt
Organism: Durio zibethinus
Lineage: Eukaryota; Viridiplantae; Streptophyta; Magnoliopsida; Malvales; Malvaceae
Product: small ribosomal subunit protein eS24z-like
Biological process (GO): translation
Cellular component (GO): ribosome
Molecular function (GO): structural constituent of ribosome
Source: RefSeq, a predicted model, not a curated record
UUUAUUAUUUUUAAGCCAGCCGCAUUGAAACCCUAAUGCUAUAAAUGCUAAGGUUCUUCAUUACUUCUACUCUCUUUCUUGAGCUGCUGCUGAUUUGAAAUCUUCGGUGCUUCAACUGUUAACUGCUCGACUUUAGCUUAGCCAUGGCGGACAAGGCAGUGACUAUUAGGACCAGGAAGUUCAUGACCAACAGGCUUCUUUCCAGGAAACAAUUUGUCAUUGAUGUUCUACAUCCUGGGAGGCCCAAUGUUUCCAAGGCGGAGCUGAAGGAGAAGCUUUCUGGAAUGUAUGAGGUGAAGGAUCCCAAUUCAAUCUUUGUGUUCAAGUUCAGGACUCAUUUUGGAGGUGGUAAAUCUACUGGAUUUGGUUUGAUUUAUGAUUCUGUUGAGAAUGCGAAGAAGUACGAGCCCAAGUACAGGCUGAUCAGGAAUGGACUUGAUACCAAGGUAGAGAAAUCAAGGAAGCAAAUGAAGGAAAGGAAGAACAGGGCUAAGAAGAUCCGUGGAGUAAAGAAGACCAAGGCCAGUGAAGCAUCAAAGAAGAAGUGAACUAAAAGGGAGCAAAGAAGAGGUGAAGGUCGUGCUUGUAGAAUACUAGCCAAUGCUUUUCAACAGCAUUUCCUUACUAGUCUCAAGUUCUUAGCUGUUCUUGAAUAUGUAUUUUUGGAAACCGCUUUUUGGGUGCUAUCUGAUCUUUAGUUAUAUCAUUAUCUUGAUUUGUCUUAUACUUUGAGAGUUUGAUUAUUCUUCCAAAGCAGAAUUUUGAAAUAUUUAAUACUAAUACAUUCCAAUUUCCCAUGAUUUUCCCAUGA